UCCGUUAACCACAUAGACUAAUUGCACACCCACCGGUUUUGGACGGCCGGUAAAAUAUCGACCGAUCUUUUAUGGGUAGGCUCUGCUUACACACGCGCCGGUUUUAUACCGGUGCAGUGCUGAUUUCCAAUAUUAUUUUUAAAGAAUCCCUACGAGUUGUUGCAAUGUGGUUACUGUACCAGCAUAAUAAAGCGUCGGAGAAUUAAGCGAAAGUUCUGGUCCAUUUCUUUAAAAUCCUCAUUCAGUUCGCAGCAAACUUGGCUCCAUGCUUCUCUAGU
Messenger RNA from Acanthoscelides obtectus, 278 nucleotides. The record is from the annotation of a GenBank genome assembly. NCBI's taxonomy places the organism in Eukaryota, Metazoa, Arthropoda, Insecta, Coleoptera, Chrysomelidae.